This is a messenger RNA of Acomys russatus (golden spiny mouse), 2013 nucleotides long. RefSeq names its product A disintegrin and metallopeptidase domain 3-like. The transcript is spliced from 17 exons. Gene Ontology annotation, cellular component: plasma membrane. NCBI's taxonomy places the organism in Eukaryota, Metazoa, Chordata, Mammalia, Rodentia, Muridae. Bases 121 to 2013 code for a protein of 630 amino acids. Gene Ontology annotation, biological process: cell adhesion; proteolysis; binding of sperm to zona pellucida. Gene Ontology annotation, molecular function: metalloendopeptidase activity. The record is from RefSeq and is a predicted model, not a curated record.
UUUUUACAUCCACUUUUUGGGACAUAUUCGUAUAAUCAUUUGGGGAAACUGCAAACAGAUUUUUCUUUAACAAAGAGCCAUUGCUUUUAUCACGGAUACGCUGCUGAGGUUCCAGCAUCAAUGGUGACACUCAGCACUUGCUCAGGUCUCAGGGGCUUGCUGCAGUUAGAGAAUAUCACUUAUGCAAUUGAGCCCUUAGAAUCUUCAGCAACAUUUGAACACAUACUUUACGAAAUAAAAAACAAUAAAAUUGGUUAUUACCCCUUUAAAGAAAACUUCAACUCCCAGCAAAAGAGUCAAUCUUACCGAAUUCUUGUAAAACCGGAGAAAGGUUUGGAUGUGUCACUAGUGAAGAGAAGUCUGAGGGUAAAGAUCAUAAUGGAUAAAGCCAUGUUUGACCAUAUGGGCUCUGAGGUGGGAGUUGCGACUCAGAAAACUGUUCAUAUCUUUGGUCUCAUUAACACCAUGUUCUCCCAGCUGAAGGUGACGGUGAUGCUAACCUCUCUGGAGGUCUGGUCAGACCAAAAUAAGAUCGACACAAACGGGGAUGCUGAUGAAGUCCUGCAGAGGUUUCUGUUUUGGGAACAAAAUCAAGGACACCGAAGAGCCAAGGACAUAACAUACUUACUCCUGUAUAAAGAGCAUCCUGAUCAUGUGGGAGCGACAUAUCAAGGGAUAGCCUGCAAACCAAAGUUUAAAGCAGGAAUUGCUCUGCACACGAAGACGCUGACUGUGGAGGGCUUUGCUGUUGUUCUGUCACAGUUGCUGGGAAUUAACCUGGGACUCACAUAUGAUGAUGUCUACAAUUGCUUCUGCUCAGGAAGCACAUGCAUAAUGAAUCCCUCAGCAAUACAUUCCCAAGGCAUAAAGGUGUUCAGCAGUUGCAGUGUGGAUGGAUUCAAGCAUCUGGUUUCACAGCCAGAACUAGACUGCCUGAGGGACAAGCCAGUGCCAGAACGUGCUGUCCUACCCCAAAGCUCAACGUGUGGUAACCGCAUCCUGGAGCAUCCAGAGCAGUGUGACUGUGGCCUUCCAGAGAACUGUUCUCAUACAAAGUGCUGUAACCCUAAGGAGUGUACACUGAUUGGGUCCGCGGAGUGCGGUACAGGGCCCUGCUGUAAUAAACGGACAUGCAAGGUAGCUGAAAGAGGAAGCAUGUGUAGAAGGAGUAAAGACCUAUGUGAUUUCCCAGAGUUCUGCAAUGGCUCAUCGGAAUACUGUGUACCUGACAUUAUAGCUGCCGACCUAGAACCCUGCAACAACAACACUGCCUACUGCUUUGGUGGGGUCUGCCGAGACCUGGACAGGCAAUGCUCAGAUUUGUUUGGAAAAUAUGCUAAGGGUCCUACUUAUUUGUGUGUACAAGAAGUGAACUUUCAAAAUGACAAAUUUGGAAACUGUAGAGGACGCUGUAAUUAUAGUGAAGUAUUUUGUGGAAAAUUGGUUUGUUACUGGAACUUUGCAGAAGUCAUUAAAACAGACAAAUAUGAUGUCCAGUAUACUUACCUUGCAGACCAGGUGUGUGUGUCUGCACAUUUAAGAGUCCCUGCAGAAAUAGAUGACACCUAUGUUCAUGAUGGCACUGUCUGUGGUGAUGGCCAGGCUUGUAUCAAAGGGAAAUGCUUGCGUGUGCAUGCCUAUAGAGGACACAGGGAAUGCGAGCCUGAGGAGAAAUGCCAAGGAAACGGGAUUUGCAACAUUUUAAACAACUGUCAGUGCGAACCAGGUUACGCCCCUCCAGAGUGUGACAUGACACCUUCAUCUCCAGGAGGGAGCUUAGACGAUGGAUUUUGGCUGCCCCUUGAUAAAAGCACACCUUUGGUUGUCAUGCGGCGUGGUGCUCAUUACAAAAAAGGGCUUUUGAUCGGUCUCUACAUUUUUCUGGCUUUCCUCGUGGUGACUGCCAUCAUGAUCAUUAAGAGGAAUGCAACAAAGGGAUCCUGGCUCAGAGAGGAAGCAUUAAGCAAAGGGUGUGGGAAUAUGGGGCGGCUUCUGGCUGUCUACAGCAGCUGA